This is a messenger RNA of Sycon ciliatum, 1651 nucleotides long. RefSeq lists its product as uncharacterized. Lineage: Eukaryota; Metazoa; Porifera; Calcarea; Leucosolenida; Sycettidae. The coding region runs from base 234 to 1007 and encodes 257 amino acids. The record is from RefSeq and is a predicted model, not a curated record. The transcript is spliced from 10 exons.
UAGAACAGUUCAUCUCCUUCCUCCUGCGUCCGCGAAGCUCUAGACUAGAGUCAGCCCUGAUGACUAGUUUUUAGACGACUGAAAUCCCUGGGGUAGUGUAGCAGAUAGUAGUUUCUUGUAGUGAGGCUAGGUUUAUUCCUCCCGAGUCCAGUUGCAAGUAGCGAUCGCUUCACUACACCUUUCCUCUACCGUUUCGUUGUCGUUGGGCCGCUAUUUCUAGUCAGUUGGUUGGCAUGGACUCCUCUGGGAACUUCGUCAUCUCUAUAUUUAUCACCGCACUACUUGUCGGUAUAGCUGUGUACCCGAUUGCUGGUGCAGCACUCCCAAAGGACCUCUCACCACUUGCCUGGUUGCAAUACCACGACCAGCGCAUCAGCGAUGCCGCACAUAGGAGGAUUCAACGAAUGGUGGACCUUGAUGGCAGGUCUGUGCCUGAGGAUAAUGAUUCUAGAGGGCCUGAUGGCGGGCCGAAUGUAGGACCGAUCGAAUCGGCAACGGAAGCUGUGGCGGUCAUAGAUGUUCUUGGCUCCACGGCGGUGGAUCCUGAUAACAGCUCUACACCAGAGGAUGACAGUAACAGCACCGCCAGUGUAAUAGAGCUGACUAAAUCCAGGACGGAAGCUGUGACAGAUAGGCCGGGCUCCUUGGCUGCAAUAUGGCGUGGUCGUUUCCCUAUCAAAUCGUUCUUUCAAAGAGGAGAGCUCGCGAAAUACUACGAGCUUGCGAUUCAACUCGACCUUACCAACAUCAAGCAGUGGGUUGCCCAACGGUGUGUAACGACGCUGACACUCAUAAACCCUGCUUGUUCACAGCCAUGUAUCGAUGAUUUGGAGCACCCUGAUUGCUGGCUAUGUAAGAUGUGGUGCACUCCUAAGAGACAAACGAUUGUGGACUAUCACUGGCGUGAACGUCCAACUCCAGCACCACCACGUCAAGAGAACUCCACAGAGCCGUAUUAUGACGAGUGGGAGCUAUUCAUGCUGAUGAUGUCAUUUCCAUGGGUAUGAGAGAGGUUGUUGACUAGAAGCUGAUCGAAAAGCCGGAGCUGUGUCUCAUUAGGUGUGUUUGUGUUCGUCUGUGUGUGGGUGUGUGGGUGUGGGCGUCUGUGUGUCAGCAUGCAGGCAACAGGUUAGGUAUGUAUGUGGGUGGGUGUGGGUGUGGGUGUGGUAGUCUCCCUCACAUGCACAUACACACUGGGAGGGAAGUACUUACUCUGUUUAUCACUUGUUCCAUUCGUUAGUGAUUCUUGCACAACUGUUGAAUGAGGUAGAAACGCUUGCGCAGCUAUACCAUCUCAUGACGUAGCCUUUUGCUUCUUGAUUUGAUCUUUUUCAUGCCGCUAACCCCCUUGAAGCUUUGAAUGAAUAUUUUUUGCAUGCGUUGAGACUUGGUCGUCGCUUCUGCAGUGGAAGUACUUCAAAAUAAUCCGGAGUAGCGCCAAACACCCAUUUCACUAUUAUUAGAGGGGUUUCUUUGAAUUCGCUGGUGCAGAACACCGUCUGCUUGGUUGCAUUAUUCGCCGCUUGCUAAGUUGUGAUGCAUGGCACGUUGAUUUACGUUGGACCUCUUAGAUAUCUUGCCUUGCUUUGGGUUUGCGUGCAUUACCAACUACUCUAUAAUUAUUGUAAAUAACGAUGAUUGCGUUGCGGAA